This is a messenger RNA of Micropterus salmoides (largemouth bass), 1152 nucleotides long. RefSeq names its product leucine rich repeat containing 18a (gene lrrc18a). Gene Ontology annotation, molecular function: protein binding. The transcript has 3 exons. NCBI's taxonomy places the organism in Eukaryota, Metazoa, Chordata, Actinopteri, Centrarchiformes, Centrarchidae. The record is from RefSeq and is a predicted model, not a curated record. Bases 336 to 1142 code for a protein of 268 amino acids.
CGCAAUAAAGAACAAAUACCUUGAAUUAGCAUCAGAGGCUGAUCACUGAGCAGCGCCUACCAACACAAAGUUUUAUUUUGCUUGCUUUGUUGCCCAGCAACCAGUGUUGAAAUGUAACACAGCAGAGUUCUGAAGCAGCAGAGCGGAGGUGAAAAGGUGAAACAUAAAUUGUGUGUACACAGCUGUAGGAGCAGUUAUGAGACUGAGGUGAGAAGCUUCAAGCUGAAUGGCCGUUUCACAGGAGCUAAAGCUGUUGGUAUUUUCUUCUAAAACUGAAAACAAUCUCAUCACUUGAUUGAUGUCAACUCAGAAAAAACAAAGAUAAAAUAUGUACCAUGCCCAAAGGGAAGGGAGCCAAAGGCACAAAGAUAACGCUCAAGAUUGCCAAAAAGGCAAUACGGAUGACCCCAGAUGGACGGCGCAGACUCAUCCUUAGCAACAUGGGUAUAACCAUCUUCCCAAAGUGUCUCCUCAAACUGUCUAAUGUGGACGAAUUGGACCUCAGCCGCAACCUGAUACAGAGACUCCCAGAUAACAUUGGGAACUUCUCAUCACUCAGGUGGCUGGAUCUCCACAGCAACAAGCUAGAGUCUGUGCCUGAGUCCAUUGGCAACCUGGUGGGACUCACCCACCUCAACCUCUCAAACAACUGCCUAACCUCUUCAAGUUUACCCUCCACAUUGGGUUUUCUCGCCAGCCUGAGGAGUCUCAAUCUGGGGAUGAACAGGCUGGACAGCCUGCCUCCCACUAUGGUGGCUCUAGACAGCCUGGAAGAGUUAGGCCUGUUUGAUAACCUCUUCAUCCAGCUGCCAGAGUUUGUGAAAGCCCUACGCAACCUCACUAAGGUGAACAUGAAACGAAAUCCUCUAUCGUAUGCUCAGGGGGAUGGUGAAAAAUCAGAACCAGAGGAAGAUGUGUACCUGGUCCAUGAGAGCAGCCUGUGUAGGACAUGCCUUAAGAGAUGUAAAGAGCAGACAGAAAGGCUUACACGAGGAAGAAUAGGAAGAGUUGGAGGAGGAGGAGACAUGUUUGAGGACAAAAGGAUAAGGACUUAUCCAGGACUGAUGGUGCCAAACUCCGUGGCAACAGCCAAUCAAGAUGUGUGGAGAGUAAGAAAGGUAGAACACAAGUCAAUCAAAUGACAAAACAGCU